AAUUUGUUCCUAACUCCAAUAGUCUUACAUUUUAUACUUUGUAUUAUAUUUCAAAACCAAUAAUUUUUGUUAUUUAGGCUGUACUAAUUUGUGGGGAGAUAAAGUAUUGAGAGCCGGUUGUGGUGCACAUUUCAGAAUGAAAAUAAUAUCAGAUGUCAGCUGGAGCUUUUUGGAAAAUAUCAAAGGUCAAGUCUGUUUAGCCGAUAACAACUAUGUGGGCAAUAUUGAUUAUUCAAAUAUCAAUGAAAACACAAAUGUAAAUGUUUUUAGAAAAACAGCUCCAAUUGAAUUACCAAUAGCUCCUUACUAUGAAAUAGAUUACUGUAAAAUAACUCCUUUGAUACUCAUUAUUGGAGGUGAGACACAUGGAUUGAGUGAUGAAGGGUACGAGUUCGCUAGAUCAAGAAAAGGUAUCCGCUUAAAUAUUCCACUUGAAAAUGGAAUAGAAAGCUUAAAUUCUGCUACAGCUGUAGGUAUUUUAUGUUUUGAGGCCAAAAAACAAAUGUUAAGUUUAAUAAGAAGUGGAGAUGAAAUCGAUAAAAUUGAACAAGUAUAUUAAGAUAAUAAUAUUAUAGUUUUAAAAUGUAUUUUAUAUAAAAUUAUUUUAAUAUAUAAAUAAAUGAAAAAAAAUAUUAAGUA
Molecule: messenger RNA, 639 nt
Organism: Acyrthosiphon pisum (pea aphid)
Lineage: Eukaryota; Metazoa; Arthropoda; Insecta; Hemiptera; Aphididae
Exons: 1
Coding region: 137-559 (140 amino acids)
Biological process (GO): RNA processing
Molecular function (GO): RNA binding; RNA methyltransferase activity
Source: RefSeq, a predicted model, not a curated record